Oncorhynchus nerka (sockeye salmon) is the source of this 2357-nucleotide messenger RNA. RefSeq names its product lutropin-choriogonadotropic hormone receptor-like. The coding region runs from base 112 to 2250 and encodes 712 amino acids. Gene Ontology annotation, cellular component: plasma membrane. The record is from RefSeq and is a predicted model, not a curated record. Gene Ontology annotation, molecular function: luteinizing hormone receptor activity; G protein-coupled peptide receptor activity. Lineage: Eukaryota; Metazoa; Chordata; Actinopteri; Salmoniformes; Salmonidae. The transcript is spliced from 14 exons. Gene Ontology annotation, biological process: adenylate cyclase-activating G protein-coupled receptor signaling pathway; male gonad development; hormone-mediated signaling pathway.
UUGGCUACCUAGGUUCGUCUAUCUGAGGUCGGUUUUAUUUGAGUUAUCUUUAGAAAGUGACGAUUGGGGAGAAAGGGGAAGCGGUUGAUCAAUGCCCAGGUAGCCUACAGGAUGGCACCAGCAAAGCGGACGGUGUGGGUUCUUCUCGCGCUGUCGGGUGUUCUGAAUUUGCGCUCCUGCUGGACUUUCACUUGUCCGUCGAUUUGCAAAUGUUCAUUGAAGAGCGAUACAUGUUACAAAGACACGGGAGAGAAACUCAGUUGCACGAGGGAAACGCAACUGAGGUCCCAAGCCGCUCCAUCGUUUAUUCGAAACUUAAGACUAACUCAUCUGCCGGUGAAUGAAGUUCCAAGCAAUGCCUUCAGAGGACUGAUCAACGUGUCCAGAAUUGAGAUAUCUCAGAGUGACUGCACCAGGUACAUAAGAAACCAUGCAUUCCUCUCUCUCCACAGCCUGACUGAGAUACAGAUACAGAACAUCAGAAAUCUGAUCAGUAUAGAGAAGGGGGCCUUCACUGAUCUGCCCAAGCUGAGAUACCUGAGUAUCUGUAACACAGGAAUUAUACACUUUCCAGACUUCUCCACCAUCUCCUCCCUGGUCAUACUGGAGUACUUCUUCCUUGAGCUGGGAGACAACAUGCAGCUCCACAGUAUACCUGCCAAUGCCUUUCAAGGGAUCACAGAGGAGAGUGUGUACAUGAAAAUUAUAAAAAAUGGAUUCAAAGAAAUCAAGUCGCACGCUUUCAACGGAACAAAGCUGGAUAAACUGAUUCUGAAAGACAACAGGUAUCUGAGGAACAUUCAUGAAGAUGCCUUUGAAGGAGCAUCAGGGCCAACUGUGCUUGACGUCUCCUCCACAGCUCUCGACACACUCCCCCGUCGAGGCUUGGAACAUUUAAAGGUCCUGAUUGCCCGUUCUACCCCCUACCUGAAGACUCUACCUCCUCUAGAAAGCCUCCUAGAGCUGGAGGUGGCAGAGAUGACUUACCCCAGCCACUGCUGUGCCUUUCACACCUGGCAACGCAAAGACAAGGAAAAAGUUGUCCUUGCACUCUCUCCGACCCUCAGAAGGCUGUGCGAUGACGAUGAUGAAAUCAUGGACCACUCGGCAGACAAUGUGACAGACCUGUACGACAUCAACCUCCAAUACCCAGACCUGCAGCUGAGCCUGUGUCCUGGACCCUUCCAGUGCACCCCGGAGUCCGACGCCUUCAACCCCUGUGAGGAUCUGCUGGGAUACUCCUUCCUCCGUUCAGUCACCUGGCUCAUCGCUGUAUUCGCUGUGGCCGGGAACAUGGUCGUGCUGGUCGUACUGAUAAUCAGCCACCAGAAGCUCAAUGUCUCUCGGUUCUUGAUGUGUAACCUGGCCUUCGCAGACCUCUGCAUGGGGGUCUACCUCCUCCUCAUUGCAGCCAUGGACUACCACUCACGCAAGGAAUACUACAACCACGCCACGUUCUGGCAGACGGGUGCGGGCUGUGGUGUGGCGGGGUUCCUGACAGUGUUCGCCAGUGAGCUGUCGGUCUACACGCUGACUAUUAUAACGUUAGAGCGGUGGCACACCAUCACCAACGCCAUGCACAAGAACAAAAGGCUGCGGCUGAGGCAUGUGGUAGCCAUGAUGGCUGGAGGGUGGGGCUUCUCCCUAUUGGCCGCUCUGCUUCCUGUCCUCGGAGUCAGCAGCUACACUAAGGUGUCAAUCUGCCUGCCCAUGGACAUCGAGUCCCUAGCCUCCCAGGUGUAUGUUGUAGCCCUCCUCCUCCUCAACGUCACUGCCUUUUUCAUCAUCUGCUGCUGCUACGUACGCAUCUACCUGUCCAUCCACAACCCCGACCUAGCAAUCCGCCACGGUGACUCCAAGAUCGCCAAGCGCAUGGCCGUUCUAAUCUUCACCGACUUCAUCUGCAUGGCACCCAUCUCCUUCUUCGGCAUCUCGGCGGCUCUCCGCAUGCCCCUCAUCACAGUCUCCCACUCCAAGAUCCUUCUCGUCCUCUUCUACCCAAUCAACUCCCUCUGUAACCCCUUCCUCUACACCAUCUUUACUCGAUCGUUUCAGAAGGAUAUACGUUUGUUGUUGAGUCGCUGUAGUUUUUGCCAUGCCAGAGCUGAGUUCUACAGGGCACAGAACCUGGAAGCACACACUAUACCGCCUAAGGGUAGUACUACGUCCCCCAGAAAACAUCACAGGUUCUACACCUACCACAUCAAGAUGCAAGGAUGCUUUCUCUGCGAGGGAGGCGGAGUAACAUGACUAGUCUCAGUAAAUCAGAACUGUGGGUAAAAUCACAUUUAAGCCAAUGGUUGAAUGACAACGAAAACAAUUGUCUGUAAAAAAAUAUAUAUCCAGAACCAGUCAAA